Aphidius gifuensis is the source of this 966-nucleotide messenger RNA. Its product is annotated as gustatory receptor for sugar taste 64f-like. The transcript is spliced from 7 exons. The coding region runs from base 1 to 966 and encodes 321 amino acids. Gene Ontology annotation, biological process: sensory perception of chemical stimulus; detection of chemical stimulus involved in sensory perception of taste. Gene Ontology annotation, cellular component: membrane. The record is from RefSeq and is a predicted model, not a curated record. Gene Ontology annotation, molecular function: taste receptor activity. NCBI's taxonomy places the organism in Eukaryota, Metazoa, Arthropoda, Insecta, Hymenoptera, Braconidae.
AUGUCAAGGAUAUUAAAUAAAAAUUCAAUUGAUAUUCAACCAAGUGAAGCUGAAAAUGACAGCCCAAUAUUUACACACCAUCAAAAUUUAUCUAUUUGUAAAUUACAAUCAGAGUCUUCAAUUGCUGUAAGCCAAAUUACAUUGGGAAUUUUAAUUCGAAUUGCUUUUUUUUUCUCAACUUUUAUCUGGAAUUUUACGGAUCUUUUUAUCAUACUGGUAUCAACUGGACUUGCUGAAAAAUAUAAAUGCCUCAAUAAAAUUGUCAUUGAAUCAGUUGUAGAAAAUAAUGACUGCAACAUUGAUUGGCCUGAAAUUCGAGAAAAAUAUACAAUUAUUAGUGAUCUUGUUAAACAAACAAACAAUGUGAUUUCACCUUUGAUUUUGUUAUCAUUUGCUGGAAAUCUUUACUUUAUUUGUUUACAAUUUUUCAAAGGAUUUGCACCAGUGGAUAAUGAUGUGCUAAGUGAAAUAUAUUUUUUUGGAUCAUUUGGGUUUUUGGUAUGUAGAACAGCUGCAGUUACUCUUUCAGCAGCGAGGAUUCAUCAUCAAAGUAGAAUAAUUUUAUUUGCUCUUUUUCAUUGUCCAGUAUCAAGUGCAAAUUAUGAGCCUCAGUGGUUCCAAAAUCAAUUAGCAAUUGACGAAGUAGCACUUACUGGAAUGGAUUUUUUUUCCAUUACUCGUAAGUUUAUGCUGAAGAAUGAUAAUUGCAUCAUUCAAAUUGGUGAAAAAGUAGGACCAAGUUGUGCUAUUGAAUUAAUUCAAGAAACAUUUGAUGCUGCUAGUCAUCCAGUUAUGGCUGAAGCAGUAUUUUCACUUGAAGGUCUUGGUUGUGCAUGGUUUUUAGGAUCAAGUGGUGCUAUUGAAUUAAUUCAAGAAACACUAGAUGCUGCUACUUAUCCAGUUAUGGCUGAAGCAGUAUUUUUACUUCGUAGUCUUGGUUUUGGUGUUGUAUGUUUACCAGUGUAA